GGGCAGCUUCGCUUCAAACCCAUUGAAACGGAGGCAAAACGAGGCGGCUCUCUUUUCUAAGGGCAAGGGUGCGAAAGGGGAGUUGUCCUCGCCAUGUGAUCACCCCUCCUACCUACCCACCCACCCUCCGUGGAGCUCUGGAAAUACAUUUAACUGUAAGAGUAAUAUUAUUUGCAGCCGCUCUUGGCUUCCUCCGUGCUCUGCUUUUAACGAUUUUAAAUGCUAGGGUGAUGGUUUUGAAGGGCAGUCGGGAAAAGCAACCACCCGUGAGUAAACCUCUGGGAGAGGACGGCUUGCAACAGGCCGGGAGAAUGGUUGAAUGAGUGUAUGGGUGGGAGCUUUCCUCCCUUUGCUGGCUUCCCUCCAGCUUGCUAGCUACUCGGGGGAAUCCACACGUUCCCAGAGUCAGACAGUAAGUGUGAAUAAGGGAGACGUCACAGGUGGCCUAGCAAAAACCCUUCGCCAAUGGGAGGGCUUUGAAGGAAUUGCAGAGUUGGAAGGGACCUCAAGGGUCAUCCAGUCCAACCCCCCCCUGCAAUGCAGGAAUUUCAACUAGAUCAUCCAUGACAGACUGGCUGUCUGACCUAUGCUUUAAAAACCUCCAAGGAAGGAGAGUGCACCACCUCCCAAAGGAGACCAUUCUAUUGUCGAACAGCUCUUACUGUCAGAAAGUUCUUCCAGGUGUUUAGUCAGAAUCUCCUUUCUUGUAACUUGAAGCCAUCGGUUUAGAUCCUCGCUUCUGGAACAGGAGAAAAGAAGCUUGCUCCAUCUUCCACUUGACAGCCCUUCAGAUAUUUGAAGGUGGCUAUCAUAUCUCCUCUGCCAGGCUAAACAUACCCCGCUCCCUCAACUGUUCCUCAUAAGGCUUGUUUUCCAGACCCCUGAUCAUCUUGGUCACCCUCCUCUACGCAUGUUCUAGCUUGUCAACAUCCUUCUUAAAUUGUAGGGCACACAGAAUAGAGUGGGAUUAUUACUUCCCUUGUUCAGGGCACCAUACUUCAGUUGAUGUAGCCUAGAAUAGUAUUAGCUUUUUUUUUUGCUUCUUUCCUAGCCCCGGCCUGACCUAAAUUUCUCAGGUGUUCUGAUUUUGGCAUCAUGUUGUGCUUGCAGCUUAAGGAGGAAAUAAUGCACAUCUUGCAAUAUCCGCUUUCCUCUGUGCGAUGACUCCACAGGGAAAUACACCAUUAUUAUGAGUGGUUUCCAAUGCUAGCUCUACUCAGAGUAGGCCCAUUGACACUCAUAGACAUAAUUAAUUUAGGUUCAUUAAUUUCAGUGGGCAGGGCUGGCCUCUCUUGUUCCUUCCUCCUCUUCCUCCACAGCCUCCUCCACUCAUUCCAUUGCUAAUCUUCACUUCCCCCAUAAAAUCUUCACCUUUCCCUCUCACCCUAAAGCUGAUUUAUACUCUCCCCUCUCAUUUCAACUGGUGUGUGUGUGUAUGUGGUGAAGGAUUGUGUUGUUAGUGUCAGGUGCCAAAAUGUCUUGGGCCAGCCCUGUCAGUGGGUCUGCUGUGAGCAGGACUUACAACCCUUACAACCCUUUGGUUGUAAUCCCAUUCUUGCUAGGGAGUAAGACUCAUUGGGCACUUUUAAAAAGGCCUGUUUAGGUCUACAUUGCCUGUUGUUUAAAGACUUUCAGCAAGGCUUGCUACACUGCCCAUUUCCCUGAUGAGUUCUGUGGCUGUGUAGGGUUCUUCAAUGUGAUCUGUUUAUUGAGAAUCCACCCUGAUUUGCUGGCAGAAAGCUUACACAGAUGUCAUACUAUGACCAGUCUUUACUGUGUGCUUGUGGGGAGGCUAUAGAGCUAUGAGCAUUCAUCCUGAUUUGCUUGUGCAGUGGUUUGAUGUAUUUGCAUUAACCAGUUGUUUAUCCAACAGCAUUUAGUGCAUUUCCCCAUCUCUUUCCUAACAGCAAAAAGUAUUGUUGUUGUUGCAACAAUAGAGCACUUUGCUCCACUUUAAUUGCACAAACUCAGCUUUACAGUAUGUUAUUGACUCCCUCACACAAAACACUGAUAAUGUGGAGGCAGCCCUGGUCAUCCACACCUGUCAUAUGUGCCUAUGCAUUCCAUGUCAUUAAAAACAAACAACUUUACAUAUUUUGUAUGUGACACAUUUUUUGACAAGUUCCCAAAGAUUACAAAUAAACUGAUGUUGGCCAUAAUUCUAAAAUCGACUUGUAUUGGCACUGGUGGCAGAGUCCCCUUCAAAGUCUAAAUAAAUAAUAUCUUUUCUCAGAAUUAAGAUCUGUUUCUCUUGGUAUGGAAUAUACAGUAGCCAGCCAUGCCAAGAAAAUACCCCUGAAGGAUCAAAUAUAACAUUUUAAAUAUGAAUUGAUGGGAAAUAUUUAAUGGAUGCAGAUUUACUUAUUUGCCUAAAUAAUUUUUUUUGAGUACACAUACCGCCCCCAACUUCCAAAGAAAGGAUUGGUUUAACUCUGCUUACUUCAUUAUGGAUUUUCCCUCAAGGUUGUGUGCCUGUAUCUCAUUCCUGUAACAUAAAUUCACACAGGAAGAGCUUUUUCUGAGGCAGACAAUGGUAUACCAAAGCACUCCAUCCCCUUUUGUGCCCAUGCCUAGAUAUUCAGUAGAUGUUUUUGUAAAAAUAUUCAGCUUCAGUUUUCAGCACUAGAGUUACAGCAUCAAUUGCACUGAUGAAAAUCAUACCGUUGAAAGUAGCCUUCUGAUUUAGAAUAAUAUGAUAUGUGUCCUCGUUUACACCCUGGAAACAUACAUGUCUCCAUUCUUUUCACCAAGUAUUGUAAUUCUGCAGAGCUAAACUGCUCAUGCCAUGCGAGUUUGAUAGGCACAGACAUUGCAGAAUGAAGACACAGGGUUAUGAAAGCUUACCCAUCCAUAGACAAGCUGCUCUGAGCUUCACACAGCAGCCUGCAGAUAUACUAAUUCACCGUGGGUCUUUGAUAUGAUAAAUUAGUGUGAAGGAGAGGUGCCAGUCACCAGUCAUACUGCUGGCAUUUGCAAAACAGCAAUGGUAGAGCAUCACUCCCCGUGAUGUUCCCGAAUGUUUUGGGAGCACACGCAUCUCCCUCAUACUUUCCAUGAGAAUAAUAAUUAGGAUCCUGAUUAAUUAAUCAAUCAAUCAAUCAAUCAGAUUUAUUGAUUGAAGGCCUUUUGAUUGACUAAAAUGUAGCCCACCUAACCAGGACACAGAUGUUUCCUCUCCCUUAAUGUUAAUUAUUAAAUGUUCCUUUUUAAUAACUGUACAUGGCAGGCAUCAUUAUAGAUGAGUCUGUUCCCUUCCUUUAAAAGAUGCUUCUCACAAGAUGGUGUCUGCUACAACAGAUUUAUGUGGUAUCUGAAAACAAAGAGAGAGUGCUUUCUUAUCUCUGCAAAAUAAAUAUUUUAUGUACAUGCAAAUAUAUGCAGAUAUAAUCAGUUAAAAUUCAUACAGCCAGGGCUUCUUUUCAGCUGAAAGUAACCAGAACUCAGUUCCGGCACCUCUCAGGUAGGUGUCAUUGCCAUUCUAAGAGAACAAGGGAGGCAUUCAUGGUGAGUUCUGGCACCUUUCUUUCUAAAAUAACAGCACUGCACACAACUAAUAUAUUAAAACUGCAAUUCUGUAUUCACUUUCCUGAGAGUAAACCCUUUUGCCCUCAGUAGGACUUAGCUCUGAGCAGACUUGGUUAGGCUUGCACUGUAAGAUUUCUCUAAUCAGGUGACGACCUUUUAAAGAAAACAAUGUGAGCUAGAAUUAUUGAGGCAGCAUAUGAAGUGAUUUGAUUACUUGGAAAACAUGCUGUGUUGGCUAAGCCUGUGUAAUGCUCUCUCCUCAUGAAAUAUUGUGUGUUUCCCUUCCUCUUUUAAUCAGUAAUAAAAGUCCAUUUAAACUUAACAGGAGUAAGACUGCACUUUGAACCCUCAGCUGGUAGGAAGAUUCCAGAUAAAGAAUUCCUCACAUGCUGAAAAUGUCAGCAUUGUACAACUCUUGACAGGAUUUUCAGGGUCAGGAGAUGUCCUGUGAACUAUGUGGUCGCUUCGUGAAUGAGAUCUAGGCAAUAGCUCAUCCCAUUUCCACAGUUGAGACGUGAAAUUAAAGGAAGCUUGCAGGCAGUAUGCAUUGAUUUUGUUUUGUAAGGGAUGUUAGUUCUUCUGACCGAGUAACAAUUCUGCAUUUCUAUCCAGGAAACAACAUGAAGCCAGUAAUCGUGGUUCAUGGUGGAGCUGGUCGCAUCUUUAAAGAUAGAGAAGACGGAUGUCGUUCUGGUGUCACCAGAGCAGCGCUGAAAGGUUACGGUAUCCUUAAACAUGGAGGAAGUGCAUUAGAUGCAGUGGAAGAAGCUGUGGUAGUAAUGGAAGAGGAUCCACAUUUUAAUGCAGGUAAUUUUUGUGAACUUUCUGUGCCCCCACAGCCUUUGGCCUAGUUCCCAUGUCCCAAUGGAACUCAGCUUCUAACUAAGCCCUAGCACAGAUAACUGAAACAACCAUGUACUGCUUCUCUUUUCUCCACUGCCUCCCCUUUCUCUGCUGUUUAUCUGUUUCAGAUUUUAUACUUCAUGCACCUCAGGGCAGCAAACGGUUGUCUUAAAUAUAAAUAACAGAAGUUGUGCCUGUGCGUGAUGGAGCAGGGCUUUAUCAUCAGUUAUGGAAUUCCCUCUCCUGGGAAUUGUUGCCUUUUAGGAGCCAGUUCCAGACAUUUUUAUUCUCCCUGGCUUUUUAAAUAAAACGACAUUUUUAGAUCUGAUGGAAGAGGGAGUUAUAUUUUAAACACUGGAAGUGAGUCACCCAUUUGGCUGGUUUUGAAGAGAAUUUGGAAAGUGCUUUUUUAUUUUAAUUAUGAGGGUAUGCUUGGGGAUUAAUUAUGAAAUUGUAUUUUAUUGUAAUUUCUCAGUGUGAACCAUUUGGGGAUAUGUUUGCAUGAAGGGCAGUAUCACUGUGGAGAUGCAGCAGGUUGCUCACUAUGUGUACUUUCUGCAAACAAGACGUUUUUGUUUCAACAAUCUUUUUCAUCUGGAUGAAAAGGUCCCUGCCGUAGGUGUACAUUUUGUAUUCUUACUUAAACCCAUCUUCAAUUUUUGGUACUGUUUUAAAACUAUUUUUAUCUGUUUUCAUGGUAUGGUUGCAAAUCACCUUGAGACACAUGUAAAAGGAGAUUAAUAAAUUAAAUAAUAACAAUAAGAUGCAAUAGCUUUAGGAAAUGAAUAAAUUAAUAAGCAUCAGGUCUAAAGGGAAAUGUAUUGUACUUGUUCCACGUUUCAAGUUGAGAAUACCAUUUCUUACUUUGUGCCUGAAUGAAGUUUGGUAAACAGCAGGAAAUAUUUUAAAUUCAAUGUCUCCAGCAUGAUAAAACAGAUACAAUUUUGGCAGGAUAACUCCUCUCUAUGGAUUCUUCUCAUUUUUACAUUGACAAUUCCACUGGCUUGACUUGGUAAACCAGCAGCAUGGUAUUAAACAGCCUAACUGGAAUUUUCUUUAUGGAUCAGUGUGGCUCCCUUUGCUUUUUAUGAGAGGAAAAGGUAUUUAUGUGCCAGUGAUUCUCAAAACAUGGCUUAGAGAGCCUCAUUCAUUGUGGGGAAGGGGUUUUUGUUGUCGGUAUCCCUUUCCACUCUCUGCUGCCUAUUAACCAAAGUUACAGACAAGAGAGGGCUGAUCACCGAAGAAUUGAUGCUUUUGAAUUAUGGUGCUGGAGGAGACUCUUGAGAGUCCUAUGGACUGCAAGAAGAUCAAACCUAUCCAUUCUUCAGGAAAUCAGCCCUGAGUGGUCACUGGAAGGACAGAUUGUGAAGCUGAGGCUCCAAUAAUUUGGCCACCUCAUGAGAAGAGAAGACUCCCUGGAAAAGACCCUGAUGUUGGGAAAGAUGGAGGGCACAAGGAGAAGGGGACGACAGAGGAUGAGAUGGUUGGACAGUGUUCUUGAAGCUACCAGCAUGAGUUUGACCAAACUGCAGGAGGCAGUGGAGGACAGGAGUGCCUGGAGUGUUCUGGUCCAUGGGGUCAUGAAGAGUCGGACACAACUAAACGACUAAACAACAACAACAGACAAGAGAUCAGUGCCAGGCCACAGUACAAGUGCCACAGAGCUGGAGGUAUGGAAGAGCUGAGUGACACCACAACCGACCACUCAACUGUCUGCGCGGCCUCCAGCUCUGUGGCACUUGUACUGUGGCCUGUUUCCCAGAGCAAUUCAGUUACUUAAGACAGAAGUAAAAAAAGAAGGCUGGGAGAGUCCAGACCAAUGUAUUCAACUUUGUGAACGAAUUGUGCCAUUUUGAAGUGAGACUGCUUUAUUCUUUGAGAACCAGAACUAGAUGAAUUACUUAUGUGGUUUAGGAUUGCAGUCAUUAUUGCACAUAAGUUAAAAGCAACCCCUCUCCCCAAUUUUUGAAGGAGAGGGGGAUGGAUGAUGUUGACUAUGAAGAGCUGCUAUUAAGCCAUCACAAAUCCCUGAUAACCUUUCUGAGAUAAUCUGAGUUAUCAUCAGUCGAUGACAACUUUGACAUUUAGCAAGCUUAUAAAAAUGUAGCGUUUGUGUAAGACUCUCUCUCUAUUUUUUUGCAAGAUCCUUCCAUUCUAAAAUUAGCAAAGCUUUUGUUUGAGAAUACUUCCUCUUUAUUCAGAAAAAUUCAGUAUUUUGGUACCUUGUUAGUAAAAGUACUUCGUAUUUCCACUGGUGCUUUUGCGAGGGAAAUAGCUAGUAUGUUGGCCUGUAGUUGUGAUAGCCAAGCAACCAGGUCGUUAAAUUUUGGCUACCCCCGAUGUACAAGGUAUUUAGUUCUGUAGUCACUCAUAUCUACAUGUGUUAAGACUCAUAAAAUAUAUGGAGAAAAUGAGCUGUGCAAAAAAGAUUGGAGUUGAAACAUACCAUGCAGCUGUUAUCUUCAUAAAGGACAAAGCAGCCCUACUGUCAUGUUGGGUGAAUGUGAUGUUGCAGGAGCACAUUGACAACAUUAGUAGAGCAUGGAGGGGUUGAGGAAUGGCUACUUUGUCCAUUGCUCUUGGAAAAUGUGCCAAAAGGGUGUUAUCCUUUCUGAUUACCCUUAGAAACCUGGAAGUGAGCCACAGUGUUCUAGAAAACACUCUUCAUCCCACUUGCAAACAGGGCAAUUAGGAAACAAUAAGACAGAGCCAGUCUUGCUUAUUUAUUAUUUAUUAUGUAUUUUGUGUUUUUAUCUUUUAUUUUUAUGCUGUCAAUUGUCCCAAGAUCUACGGAUGAAGGGCAGUAUGCAAAUAAAAUAAAAUAAAAUAAAUAAAUAAAUAAAUAGGGGCGCUGGCACCAGGUGGAGAUUUUUAGGUGCCAUUAAAGGGCAGCAAGUACCCCUCUUUUCUUAAAAUGCAGGCACAGGGUAUCAUUUGGAAUUUCUUCCUUGGGCAGCACCAUUGCACCAAAUCAUCCUAAACCACAGCAUCAUAGAGUUGGAAGGGACCCUAAGGGUCAUCUACUGCAUUUGAGAUAUAGCUUACUGAGCAACUAAACACACUCUAACUUAGCACUGCAAUUUAGGAACUCAGGCUGAUGGCUUGAUUUAAAGAAAGCAAAAAUGGAAAGGUUUUGCAUUUGUGAGGCUUUGCUAUAGCUGUAUGUAUACCAUGUAGUGACAUUAUUUAUUUUAGCACCUCGUAGGAGAGAAUUCAUGGUUGGUAGGUAGGUGGCAACAAAAAUCUGCUUUAUUGUAACCCACAUUUUUAGUGUGUUUUAAGAAUCCACAAUUGUUCACCUUCGUUUCAUUUGACUCAAGUUCUGAACCUUCAGGACUGUUCAGGCUAUGCUAGAAAUUUGUGGACUGUAUAUUUAAAGAUUCCAAAUUAUUGUUGUUGUUAUUAGAUUUCUCACACACCCUUCACCAUGAUGUCCCAGGGUGGGUUACAACAACCUUUUAAAAAAAACUAGUGUUGAGAAUAAAGUGACAGUCAAGAGAAUUGGGUGAGUCUUAAAAUAUAUAUGAGUUGUCAAAGCUCAGGGUAAAGAGGUUCAUCUUCAGUUUAUGAUGAAAACUGCAAAAUGAAGGUGCCAGAUUCAUCUCUGUGAGGAGGCUCUCAAAGUAAGAACAUGAGAAACUAUCACUCAAUACAGUGCUCCAUUAUUCCCCAUCUACUUAUGCACUUAUAGUUGUUUCCCUCAUAUAGUAGUAAUACUUAAUGUAUUCCCCCCCCCCCCCCGUUUGAUUGUUAGGUCGUGGCUCUGUGUUAAAUGAGAAGGGUGAAGUGGAAAUGGAUGCCAUUAUCAUGGAUGGGAAAAAUCUAGCCUCCGGAGCAGUAUCUGCAGUGAAAUGUAUAGCCAAUCCAAUAAAGCUCGCUCGCCUUGUCAUGGAAAAGGUAGGCUGAAUGUGCACUUGAACAAAAGAAAAAUAUGAUAGGGAUGGAAAACCAGAGGCCUUCCAAAGGAUUUUGGAUUCCCACCUGCCCCAGCUGGCAUGACCAAUCAUCAAGAAUGAUUGAAAGUGGUGUUUGUUUGUUUUUAAUAUAGGAAAAUAUCUGGGUUCGACAGACACUCCUUCAGACUGUGUGAUCACCUUUCAAUCUUUUUCUUUUUGGAGAAGAGGUUCUGACAGACCAUAAUGUGUGUUCUGUUGCCAACCUUUUUCCCUCCUCAAAAACAGCAAUUGUGGACCAAGCCUUUUUAAACCCACCAUGCCUAUUCGCUACAUCAUUCUACAGUUUAUGUUUUAAUUCCAGUACUUCAUUGUUCAAUGAUAUCACUGCAUUACUGAUUUUAAAAUGUCAGAAGGGACAAGUUGCACCAAGGUUUCACUUUGUGAAAAAGAAAAAAAACAGUGUUUGCAGGGUUCUCUCAGGGGAAUUUCGAAUCCUUGAGAUCCCCCAGUUCGAACUAUGUUCUAUUUUGACAACAACAACCCCCCCAACACUUCAUGGUCUUAUUUACCUGUUUUCUGAUUAUAGUCGUGGCUGGACGUUUUUAGAAUUUUCCUAAUUUUUGCAUCCUUGGCUUUCUAGUCCUGACUUUAGAGAGCCAGUUGGUCAACAGCUGCAGAAGAGGCAGAUCUACUCUGUGGCAGGGAAGGGAAGAAAGAAGCUGAAAAGGCACUGAUUAGGCAGGCAUUUAGCAAGCACCAUUGAAACCCAAAGGCUGACAUACCAAGGCUCAUUUUGAAUGACCCUCAUAUUUAUUUUGAGGGAUCUAAGGUCCUGGCCACAUUCAGCAGUUCAUCACAAGCUGUCUUUAAGAAGCUCAGAUGUGAAAGAGCUUUUUGCACCUGCACACAGCCACUUCACCCACCCCUUCGUGUGUGAGCAGGGAAACAAAUCAGGAGCCCACGUUUCCUGUUAUGUCUGCAUCAGGAAACUAUGGUUAAUUCCAGGCUAUGAAACCAUGGUUUGUAUCCUUGCUUGUUCAGAAGCCAGAACACUUUCCUUUGCUGAAGUUGUGUUUCUCACCUGUGACUAGAAAAUGGGAAUCUGCCUUUCUCUGUGAUAUGUAUCUUGAUCACUGACACAUCAUUAGCCAGUGCUGAUCUUUCUUGCCAUGGUGCACAUGAAGAAGCAAGUAAGAGGCAACAUGAUAGUAAUGUACAAAAUUAUUCAUGGUAUGGAAUAAGUGAAUAGGUAAGUCUUCCUCUCAUAAUUAUAGUUUUGGUGGUGGUGGUGGAGGUCUGUUUUAUGUUUGAACUGGGUAAAAAAAACAAGAUACUUUACACCCCGCCAGGAACACUCCAAACUUCAAUAUUUUGUUGCAAACCCCCAUUGUGAAUACAUAUUAUGCCAUUUCUUUUCAUGCAGCCUGGUAAGGCAAAAUGCAUUUUCCCCAUGCGUGACCAUUUCUUUAUAAACUUAGGGAAACUUCCUUAAGCCUUGAAACUAAUCAGAAAUUUAAAUGCAAAUAUAUAAUCAAAGAAUAUCAGGUUAGGAAUUUUUUUGUUUCAGGUCCUCUUUGGCCCUUUUGAAAUUUACCAUUCUGAACAAGCAAAAUAAAUACUUGGUUAUCUUUCCGUGGCACAAUAUUGGCUCCAUCUGGUGGCCAAAGCGUGUUUCUUUGGAUUUUGUCUAGCAACACCCAUGAGCUUAGCCUAUUAAAUAGUCUAUUGAGAUACAUUUCAUUAGGCUGGGCAGACUAUUUCCUUUCACAAGUGAAUAAUUCCUCAGAAGUACAGAUCUCUUAAAUGAUUGCUUUUGGAGCUUUACCAAAAUUUGUGGUGUACUUUUCUUAUUUGCGGCAGGAGAGGAAAUAAUUACUUGAGAAUAUGUCCCAGGAGAGUAGCUGGAUUAGUUCUUUUAGCAACAAAAAGUCAGUGCACUUUGGCAUCUUGGAGACUAGCUAGAUUAUCAGGUAUGAGCUUUCACCAACAAUAGUUCAUUUGGGCAGCAAAGUCCUGUAUAUGCAUAAUAUUUGGUGUAGAUUUAUUUAUUCUGAUCAAUAACCAGUUGGGAUAAUCUUUGAUUUAGCCCCACUGAAUACAUUGGAAUUUGCUUCUGAAAAGGCAGGGCAAGCAUAAGGGAAAGGGAAAGGGAACCCCUGAGCCUUAGGUCUAGUCAUGGACGACUCUAGGGUUGCAACACUCAUCUCGCUUUACUGGCCGAGGGAGCCGGCGUACAGCUUCCGGGUCAUGUGGCCAGCAUGACUAAGCCGCUUCUGGUGAACUGGAGCAGCGCACGGAAAUACCGUUUACCUUCCCGCCGGAGGCAGGGCAAGCCUAGAAUUGCACUUUUACCAGAUUCAAGAAUGAGUUUUUGAAUGUAUAGGCUGAAAAUUAAGGUCACAUCCAUUUCAUUGGCUGUUUAUGCAGGAAAAGCUCCCAGUACAAGUUUACGCCCUGUAUUAACAAGGUGAGAACUAAAAAAAAUAGAACAGACUAUGAUUUUUAUAGAUUUUAUCUGUGGGCUGUUGGGCUGCUAAAUGGAAAAAAAUAGUAGUGCAAUUGACUUCCGACAAGCCCUCAGAGCACGAAUAAGACUUGAAUGUAUGGGGAGGGGGCUCGUUUAAUUUCACUGCACACAGGCGGUGUAGUGACAAUAAAUGUUUGUUUGUUUGUUUGUUUGUUUGAUUGAUUGAUGGAACACUGAAAAUACCAUGGAAAAAUAUGAUGCAGUUGUGUGUGACAUCUGAAUGGUAAACAAGCAAUCCUGUCUUGAGCUGCCUGCUAGUCCUUAUACUAAAUAAAUUAGUUAUUGCUUCCCCAAUGAACAUCAGAUGAUAUUCUAGCUUUUUGGCAAAUUUCUUAGAAGGCUCCAAUCUAGAACAGGUUUGUUGUACUCGGGCUGCACUGAAAUGAAUAUGACAAGUUGGUGCUUCAGAUUAACUUAGGUACCAUUAAUUUUAAUGGGUUGAUGCAUGAUUUCUUCAGAUGAGGGUCGUAAUGUAUCCAUUUGAAAGUCGACGGGAACUGUAAUUAGCAUGAACUGUGGUUACGGAUGAAUGUUUGGUAAGCAAAUAAAAGGGAUUUCCAGCGGCACAUUCACACUACUCUAAAAGCCAAUUCCAGGCAUUUGAAAAAGUGCCAGAUAUAAAUCUCUAAAGUGUGGGGUGCAAUCCACUGGGAGCAGUCAAAUACAACAUUCCUUGUUUUGCUAGAGUGGACAUGCAAGGGAAUGUUUGGUCCUCCAGCCAGUCGAAACUUCCUGUUCUUCCUGGCCUGUAGCCUCCUUCCUUGCAUGUGACUAGUGGGAUGGGUGUGACCUUCCUUUCCAGACCUGGUGAAAGGCCAAUGCAUGCUGCCACUCUCUCUUUUCCAUCUUCUUUUCUUCCUUUGAACUUCCUGGAAUGAACUGCUGGCUGCCAGCCACGCAGUCCCCCGGGUCAUCUCCCUUAUGGCAUAAACCUGUUAGUAUAAGCUUGUAACUUUAAACCUAAAGCCUGUCUUCAGGGAUCACACUUUGCUCUGCCUGAUCGUGAGUAAACUUCCUUUUUAUUGCUUAUGAAUAAGACUGUGGUGUCUUUAUUCUUUUAGGAGGGAUUCAAGGGGUCUUACCAGGAAAAUAUUAGAACACAUUUCAAUCUGGACAAGCCAGAUGGAAUUACAUAUUGUCUUAAGAAACUCACACGAGUUUGCAGCUAGUUUUCUGCGUUAAAGGGGAAUGUAAACUCUGCUAAGUAAAGGAACUUGCUAGCGCAAGUUAGGAAGGAUAUUAAUAAACAAUAUAUCCUCUCCUGCCACCCUGAACAUUCACACAUAAAGAAAUAGCAUUGUCCCUUAAUAUCUAUUUUUAUAGUACUACCGGUUACCUUUAGAUCAUUUGUGAUAUUAGCCAGGAAUGAAGAGAAAGGGCUGUAGUUCAGUGGCAAAGCACAUGUGUUGCAAUUAAAUGGUUCCAUGUUCAAAUCCUGAUAUCUUCUCUCCAGGAAAUAUUCCUGUUUGAAACACGGGAGAACCACUGCUAGCGUAGAACACUGGCUGGGACUGAUGGGAGUUGGAAGCCCACAACCUCCCUUAUUUCUAGAGCAGACAAUACUGGAGAAAAUGGACAAAUGGUCUAACUCAUUGUAAGGCAUCUUCCUAUGUUCUAGCUAUGGGAUUGGCCCUCUGAGCUAAGAUUACAGUGGUACCUCAGGUUAAGAACUUAAUUCGUUCUGAAGGUCCAUUCUUAACCUGAAACUGUUCUUAACCUGAGGUACUACUUUAGCUAAUGGGGCCUCCCACUGCCGCCGCACUGCUGCUGCUCAAUUUCUGUUCUCAUCCUGAAGCAAAGUUCUUAACACGAGGUACUAUUUCUGAGUUAGCAGAGUCUGUAACCUGAAGCAUCUGUAAUCUGAAGCGUCUGUAACCCGAGGUACCACUGUAUGUGUCAUUUCCUGUCAAUACACUUUCAGUGGUUUGUUUGUGUGCUAAAUAUCUCCACUCUAUGCAGUUUCUAGUGUUGAGUUUCAGGUAGGGGUGUGUGUGUGUGUGUGUGUGUGUGUGUGGUAAAUUUGGGAAAGGGGAAACUGAUAUAACCUAAAGUCAGUGUGAUUUAGGUACGCAUAAUAAGAUAUAGGACUAGAUUUUCUCGAAAUUACUUUCACUAAUAAAAUAAAUGAUUUUAAAAAGAAUUGUCAUGAUUCUAGCACAAAAGGUAAAGUGUGUGAAUUUGUAUGAUUUUUUUUAAAGAAUAAGUAGCAAAGUGCAUUCACAGAGCCUAUUCCUCUUUAUAAUAUCUAUUGUCUCCUCUAUUGAUAUUGUUUUGUGGUGGUAUUUUAUGUAUUGCAUCUAAGACUGCAACCCUAUUUACGCUAACCUGAGUUCAACAGUAAGUCCUGUUGAACGUAGUGUGGUUUACUUUUGAGUAAAUAUGCAAAAGCUACAGAUACUGUUGGUACUUUUUUUUGUUUUACGAAAGCAGAAGAGGGCAGUAUUACACAAAGCAAAUGUUCAAAACAAAAAAAGAAAGAAAGAAAAGAGCUGGAACAUUUCAGUCAUGUAAGAGUAAACUGACACCAUUGUCCUGCUUUGCAAAUGAUAAUAUAUGAUCCAAGCACAGGUAUGCAUCGCCUGACUAUUUGUAUUGUCCUUUGUUGGAGACUGGAAACUCUUCCUUGUUCAUACUUCCGAGAGAGGAAAAUUCUCCUGAGUGUUUCUUGUCUCAGAAAUAACGAGAUACUUUUGCUCAUUUGACACCAGAGAAUUGGUCAUCAUGUGGGAAACUAUAGUAACAGAGUAAUGCAUCCACAUAUGUAGCUGGCUCCAUGGUACUGUUCUCUGUAUGUAAAUCUCCAACCUGCCUACUUUGUCAAGAGGUUCACUAGUCGCAACAAAACCAGGAACUAGGGUGCAACCUGUAGCAGUUGAUGCGAUCUCCUUAUGAAAUUGCCAUCAGCGGAUCAUGUGGAGCGCAUGGGUGCACAUUAAUAUAACACCAUGUGACAGAAGCCGAGCAAAUGAAAGGCAGCACUUCUGCGUGCCUAAAAAGUAGCUGUUUUAUUUCAUAUCCAAGUGUGGCUUCUUGCAUAUGCCCUGAAAUUGACCGUAGCUUGAUAACAGGGGGCAGCUUCCUCUGACAAUUAGCUUGUCCCCUCCACCUCCUUUUCUUCCUUCCUCACAAUCACACAGAAACACACUUUGCCCCUUUUGUGCCUUUGCAUCCCUCCCCCACUAGAACUGAAGAAGGAAGACAGAAUCAUUUUGCUACACAGUUCCAGCCCUAUUGUUAGGCAGAAUGAAGUGACCACCUCAGGUAGCAAAUGCUUAGGGGCGGAGAAGGGUUAUGUGCGGCAGGAGGACAAAGCUUUUUAGGUUACUCAGCCUACCCUGUGUAAACCUACUGCCGUCAAAUGUGUUGUCUCCCUGCCAGUACUGAAGUAAAAUUCAAGCGCCAAUUCAGUUGGCCCUUGUAUAUGGAAUGGUGGUGGUGUCACCCUCUCCUUUGCCUCAGGCAGAAAAAUGGAUUGGGUUGGCCCUGUUAAUACAUCAAGGGCAGUAUCUUUCAGGGGUCAGAUCCUGGUCUCUUCUAUAUGCGAAGCCUUGCACAAUUGCAAAGAUAGUUAUUCUGAAAUGAGCAGUGGAUGUAGAUUUCUUUAUUAAAAUGUACAUUUCAUUAUGUCCUUAGCCUCUUGGCAGUGUACACUUUGAAAAACACAAUAUACAUAUUCUAAAAAUAUAUCUGUACUGCUAAGAUUACAUAAGAUUUAUCCUUGGCUUUGUUCUUCUACUUCAUUCAAACCUUCUCUAGUCAUUUAAAAGCCAGUGUGUGUGUGGGGGGGAGGUUAUUUCAUUUCAUUUCAUUUAUUAUAUUUCUAUGUCACUCUUCACUUGCAUGAGUCACAAAGUGGCUUUCAUACAAUAAAUAAUAUCACUGAACAUCACAAUUGCAACAUAAAUCAUAUAAAAUAAUUAACAAAUCAUCAGUAAAACAACCACCUUCUGUAAAACACUAUAAAACAGAACAACUUAAAAAAUAUGGUAAACAGCACAACCACAAAAAAGUCAUGUUAUAAAAUUCACAAAGCAUUACAGCACUCAUAAUCCACAAAGCAACAUUAACAACAUUAACAAACAACCAAAGCAAAUUAAGCACUGUCGAAUUCACACACAUGCUUUCCCCAUCCCCAUGACUCAUAGUCUUCUACUCAUUUCAUCAAAUGUCCACAGCAGCAACAUGCUUGUCCAGCUAUUUUGUUGAGUAGCUUCUUAUUAUAUCUUAUCUCCUUCAGACAGACCACAUGUUGUUGACGGACCAGGGCGCCUCUGCCUUUGCUAGAGGCAUGGGAGUUCCUGAGGUUCCUGGAGAGAAACUGAUCACAGAAAGGUCACUGGAGAGAUGGAAGAAAAACCUUGAGGCUGAUUCGAACCCUCAACAGUUUCAAAAGCAAGUAUAAAAUGUUGGGUGUUGGGGGCAAAAUCCUGACCACAUGAACAAAUGAAAUUAAAACAUGAGGCUUCUCACGUUUCUCCUCCAACAUUUCUCCAAUGAAAAUAGGGACACCCCAUUCCAUAAUGAUAAUUUUACUGUUUAUACCUCAUCCCAGCCACACUGGGCAGCUUCUAACAUAUAUAAAAACAUAAUAAAACAUUAAGCAUUUUUAAAAAAAACCCCUUCUCUAUACAGGAUUGCCUUCAGACGGCUUGGGUGUCAGAUAACUGCACACCUUCCUACAUUUUCCCAGUGAAAAUAGAGACAUCCUACCAUACCCUCCAACAUUUCUCCAAUGAAAAUAGGGACACCCUAAGGAAAAGUGGGACAUUCCAGGAUCAAAUCAGAAACCAGGAUGGCUUCUGUAAAUCAGGGACGUCCCUGGAAAAUAGAGACACUUGGAGGGUCUGUACUCAAGAUGGCAAUAUGCAAUCUUCAGAUUCCAAGGCAGGAUACUUCUGGAUACCAGCUGCUGGGGAGCAGUAGUGGGGACUGGACUCAUUUCCUGCUCGUGAGUUUUCCAGAAACUUCUGACUGGACUAGAAAAGGGGUUGGUCAAAUCCAGCAGUACUGCUUAAAGUUCUCAUAAUAUACCCCCCUAUGCUGGUCAAACCUCUGCAAAACAUCCAUUAUGAUUUUACCUGUAGACAUGCAGCUUGUGAAAUUUGGCCUUCCCAAGGAUGCAUGCCCACCAGCUGUUCACUGCCUCUCUGGAUUUGCUGCGCCCAGCCCGUAUUCCCGUAGGCCACAAUCCUAUGCGUACUUACCUGGUAGUAAAAGCCUCAUUGAACUCAACCUGCAGUCUUAAUUUUUUGCUGGGAGCAGGGGAGGCAGCGCUGCAUCUGAAGCCCUGAUCUACUGAUUAAUUGAGGGUGGGGGAUUCUUUCAAUUGCACAGAAGUGCUUUAGGUUAUUCGGUCACAUCAAUUGUUCAAUUGAAUGGUCUCCACUUUCUUUUAUACUUGAAAAAGACUGGUCUUUCAGCAGAUUAAGUGCAAACUCAGAAGUGCAUUAACUCCCAAUACAGUUUUUUAUUUUUAUGAAUUCUUUGGACUGAAGAUUUCCGUUGAUUUUUCUUAAUACUUGGGGAAAUGCUACCUGUGAGACGCUAUGUUCUUUUGGCAAAUGCUCUCCAGUCUUCAGCUAAUUGUUUGAAAUGCUAUUUUUGGCAGAGACCUUGGAACAGUUGGAGCCGUUGCUAUCGACAGUGCAGGAAAUGUUGCUUGUGCAACAUCAACAGGGGGACUCACGAACAAACGCGUCGGCCGCGUUGGUGAUACAGCGUGUAUAGGUAGGGGAGUGUGAUAAAUGGAAGAAGAGCCAGGCCUUCCUUCCUUCCUUCCCUCUCUUUCUCAUAUAAUAUGUAUGAUAUCAGUCAAAUGCAUGAUAGCCAAGGCUAUCAAAUGCAUGAUAACCAAGGUUCUAAAGAACCAGUAUGACGGCUUGCCGUUCCUAUGGCAGCAAUUCCUGCUGCCAAAGAGGCAAGCCACUUUUUAAAAAAGGAACAGUGAAAGUGGGAAGUGCUGGUGCAGAAACAGCAAGCAAAGUAUCGGGCUUGCAGUGACACCCAACACUUGCAUGCACAUACAAACCCGAGUUUAGUGAACGGUAUGUUUUCCUGAGAUGAUGACUGUGUAACUUUUACAUCCUGUGCAAUAUACUUAUACAGUAUAUAAGAUGGGUAGGAAGUGGAAAGAGCAGGAUUUGGAGAUUGCUUGGUUGAAUACACUGUGUUUCUCUUGUAGAAACAGGCUUACAGUAGUUCUUGGGUGAGGAAGCAGCAAGGGGUGUUAAAAGGAGCCCAGAGUAUACAGUGGUACCUCGGGUUACAGACGCUUCAGGUUACAGACUCCGCUAACUCAGAAAUAGUACCUCGGGUUAAGAACUUUACUUCAGGAUGAGAACAGAAAUUGUGUGGUGGCAGUGGGAGGCCCCAUUAGCUAAAGUGGUACCUCAGGUUAAGAACAGUUUCAGGUUAAGAACAGACCUCUGGAAUGAAUUAAGUUCUUAACCUGAGGUACCACUGUAUUUAUAGACACAUAAGGAAAUUUGCACUGAGAACCUUCACUUCCUGCCUCCACUUGAAAUUCCAGGAAGAAAUCUAUUUAUCAAUUCAUAGACUUUGAAGGGGGGAAAAACAUUGCUUUUGUUUUAAAUUCUACUGACAUUCAGGCCACCAGCAAUAAUUACUUGUAGAUUGAGAACCAGUGUAAACUUAGCAUGCAGAUUCAACGAUGGCUUAUUAGCAAAUAUAUCAUCUGUUUACUAUGCAGCUGAUCUAAACUUUAGUUUUGCAAUUUGCAAGCUGAAAGUCAAUAAUGUGUGUGUAAAAUACUUCUCCCCAAUACCACCAAAUAACAGGUCUUUGCUUAACUUUAGUAAAUUUUCGUUCAUUUUGUUUAGACUGCGUUUUGUUUAAACAAGGAGGCAUAUAUGUUGGGUCUGGAGAAAGGACAAUUUAAAAAGCAGAUGGUUGUCCAGAGUGCAGCACUCCUGAGAUAUUAGGAGCACCAUGUUAACAUUGUUCAGUCAUUAGCAUUCUCCUGUUAGAAGAUUUUGCUUGGUAGUUCAGUGUAAGUAGGCAACCCUCAAUAGAGUGGUGUAACAUCUUUCAAACACCAUCCCUUCUUGAUAUGUUUUGAAGAUUCCCCCAAAUGUUUAAUAGCUCCAUUAGCUAUUGCAAGAGAGGAAACAAUUCUCUAGAUAUCCAUCCACAAGAAACAUCUUAAGAGUUUAUUCAUAUUUUUCUGCCUUGUCAUCACUAGGUCUACCACUUGACCAGCAAAUCAGUGUGCCAGUUCCAACAAUUCCAGCGUGGUUAUAUCUGAAAUGAUAUUCUGCUUAGUUGAGGUUCCAAUUGGCUGCAGUGAUGCCUGUUGUGGCUUACUUUCAUGAACUAACUCAUCAGUGUAGCAAGUAACCUUACCAGUGCUGCUAGCCACAGGGUGGUACCACACUGAUGACGUGUACUUACCACACUAUCCCCUCAGCCCUCAUAGAAAGUUCAUCUGAACACUAGUGGAACUAUGGUGGUACCUUGACCAUCUGGAAGAGAUUUUUUGGUGGUCAAGUUACCCAGCAGUAAUUUGACUUCAGGAGUAAUUGACACUUAAUCCUUACCAAUUAACAUUGUAUUAUUGAAGUGCAAAUGAACCCUUGCUCCAUAUUAUUACCGUAGUUAAUUCCAUUGAUGUAGACCAGGGAUGUCCAAGAGGUUGAUCACGAUCUACUGGUAGAUCCCCAUGAGGUUUUGGUAGAUGGCAGUUGAUUGCUGGGUCCCUUUACUUAGCGUUGGUAAAAUAGAUUCCAGCCCUGCUCCCUCGCCCUGGCCUCCAUUGUUGCACGAUUUGCAGAACGGAAGAUGGAGUUUACUUAGUGAGGCUGUUUGUUUCUGCAGCAAUCUGUUGUUGAGUGGCUGUUCCCUUUCUCCCUUGAGCUUAGACAUUCCUUUUUUUUUAAAGGGGUAGAUCCCUGCCAGUUUUUAAUUCUGUGAGUAAAUCGCAGUCUCUUGGGAGUUGGCCACCCCUGAUGUAUUGUAGACACAAAGUGUACGCCACUUGGGUUCUUCUGGUUCACAUAAGAUGGGUUGCUUUUGUAACAGGCUUAUGUGCAAUUGGAUAUAUCCUUGUAGUUGAUUUGAGAUGUUGAGUACUGUAAAUGCAAGUCCUUGACUUUUUACUUUUUGCUCUUUGAUCAGGAAGUGGAGGUUAUGCAGAUAACAAUGUUGGUGCCGCUUCUACUACAGGCCACGGAGAGAGCAUUAUGAAAGUGGUUUUGGCAAGACUUAUCUUGUAUCACAUGGAAAAAGGUAACGACAAAGGUUGCAAAGAGCACAGAACUGCUACUGUAUUCCUGACAGACGUUGGUGGGAGUAGGUUGUGGUCCAUUAGUUAAAAGUUGAGGAUGCAUACCGAGAAAGUUAUUUGAAUAGUAGUCAAAUGUUGUGAUCGGUGGGGGGUUGUGUCCAGAUAAUUUAAACAAUGAACCUUCUGCAGGCUCAAUUUGUGCUACUCCUGAUUCAGUGGCACUGGAGCAAUAUUGUGCUGGUGGGCAAUGAAUAACAAACAAAAAUUAUUUCAUAGUUGCCUGCAACAAAGUGUUGAUUGCUUUGAAAAGCUCAAGUACAAAAAAACUAUGGCAUCUUAGCGGUUGCAUACCAAAAACAAUAGGCUUUUAACUGUUGAAGGGAGUGGGUUGUUGCUGAUUAAUCUUAUAAAACCCUUUAAAGCACCACCAGUUUCUCUAACUUCUAUGUUAAAAAGGAAGCCAUGUGAAUGAAAAUAAGUAGGCUGGUCUAUGUAUUGAUUUGUGUAUAUUAAGUAAAAGUGUGACUAUGGUAAAUAGCUGGCAACAAGGUGUUCAUGUGGCUGUAAUAUAAUCAGGCUAUGGAUGACUCUAGAGAGCUUUGCCUUCUAUGUUAUCCAAACUCUCGAUUUAUAUUACAGCCGGUAAACAUAAUCAGCUGACCUACUUCUCCUGAAUACACUUACAGUUGCCAGCGUGACCAGACCACCUUCUUUAUUCUAAGCUGUAGUUGCAGACUGCAGAUCGGUAGGAUCGUCAUUUAACUUCUGACACAAAACUUCAAAGAAUUUUAGAGUCAUAUAUGCAGAGGAACUGUUAAAUGGAAAAGGUGGAAAUUCCAUUAGCAUUGUAUAAAAUAAGUUCCAGGGAGGUUAUCUGCAAAUCUCAGGUGUGUAAAUGUCAUGGCAUAGGGAUCUUUCACCUCUAUUUCAGCAUCCUUAACAAAUGGCUUGUCACUCUGACUUAAUCUACUGAUAGAAAGAGUUACUGUAUGAAUCUGGUUUUUGGGUCAAAUGCACCCCAAGACAUUAAGACAUUAAGCCAACACCAUUUUCAAGUAAGGAAUCGUGUCUUUAUUGAGAUACUUCACUUUUCCAGCUGAACACUAGUUGCAAAGAAAUCACCAGGGCCAACAAUAUCCAAUAAUAUAAAGGACAAGCAUCUACAAAAAUCGUAUGUGGGAUCCGAUUGCUUCACAGUUGUUUAAAAACAUAAAACAAUAUAUUGCUCCAUUACAAGUGUAACGGGAAUAAUCAUGAGUUGUGAAUUACUUGCAAAAACAAAUCGUACAGAACUUGCAACCACAGUACAGUACUUGCUAAUUAGGCAGCCUAUACACAAUCACCACAUUUCACAACUGCAUGAGCAGGCCAGACAAAACAGUUACAUGAAGCAUAUUUUUAGUGUGUUGACCACAGAGAUGAUUCCUGCCCUCUUUUCAGCAGGAAAGAAAGCAGUGGUUGGCUCCACCAGUUCUUUCAUAACAAAGGCAAAUUGGUUAUGUCACUGAAUUUGAUCAACUCCAGGCUAGAACUGUAAGGAGGAGACUUUUUGGAGUGUUCACUCCAUUGUGGGUUGUUUAGCUUUUAAAUAUAGGCAUCAAAGCAGGCAGUGUCUGCUACAUUUGAAAACCAAAAAAGUACCCUUGGCGUUUGGAAAUGUAGAUGGAGGUCACACUUGUCCAUACCACCUUUAGUCUUAUUAAAAUAAAGAAUGAUCUCUUUCUUGAAGGCACUGAAGAAAGGGGAAUCUACAGUUGAUUACAUCCUUGCACUCUUGCUUGAUUUUGGAAAUGUGCACAGUAGCUUUCAGCCCCUCCUAACCAUGCUACAGAAUUCAGGCUGCACAGUACUACAAGUGAAGAGCAGGUGCUCCAUUGAAGGGUAGAAACUGAAUGAUCCUUUUUGCAAUAGUUGGAAUGUCUAAGCGUUAUUAUGGCAGCUGUUGCCUGGAUGAAAAUAAUCCUUCCUGUUAGUGUUUAUAAAGGCUGGGCUUUGGUUUCUAAGCAUGAGAAUAGUUUCCAUUCUGGGGUAUCUGGGUUUUGUUUUUAUGAGGAGGAAGGGCAAAAUCUUAAAGCAGUUGUUAUGCUUGUCUGAGUUACAAUAUGACACCUGAUGCAUUUGUAAUACUUAAGACCGAAUAAUAUACAAUGCACUGGUGGAUCUGAGAUAAUAAAUUGUGGAUAACGACAUGAAUUUUAUUUGGCUUGUUUGCUAUGCACAUGCACACAAAACGGGUUUUGUUUACAGGGCAUCAUGUCAUCGUUAAAACUGAUUAAAUGUUGCUGCUGUCUCUGAUGACAUGCUUACAUUGUACACUUGAACUAAACAAUGUCUGAAGGUCUCGAUUUGCUGACCUACCAAAAACAUAUAUGGAUAUAUAUAAAACAACAGUGACAAAAUAAUCCCACAAUGAUACUUUGGUUUGUAUUGGGAUUCAAUUAUAUCAUAAAUCCUGGUGAUAAAGAUUAUCAAUGUCCUUUGAAUUUUUUUCUUGCCAAUUUACCAACAACUAAAACAAAUCCGGCAGGAAGGUAAAUGGUGUUUCUGUGCGCUGCUCUGGUUCGCCAGAAGCGGCUUAGUCAUGCUAGCCACAUGACCCGGAAGCUGUACGCCGGCUCCCUCGGCCAAUAAAGUGAGAUGAGCUCCGCAACCUCAGAGUCGUCCAUGACUGGACCUAAUGGUCAGGGGUCCCUUUACCUUUAAAACAAAUCCAUAUAUAGGAGAGAGCACAUUUGAGGGCCAGACAAAGCACAGAAUGGUUUCUAUGUUGUUGUGCUCCAUGAUACAAUUAGGCCCAUCAGUUGUAUUUAUCACCUUUUAUUUCCCUUUCUUUUUAGCAAAGGAAAGAAAUAGAAAGUCAUUUAUGGUAUUUUGUCUAUCAUUAGAACAGCUGACUAAUGGAACUCAGUUGUAGAAAGGCUGUGGAAUCUCCUUCAUUUUAAGGUAUUUAAUAAGAGCUGGAGGAAUGAUUCUCAGGUAUAGUGAACAUAGUUAGAAUUUGGACUAGGGGGCCAUAAACCAUCUGGCUUUGAUUCGGUAAGUUGGUGUACUAUUCGCAAAGAGAGUUUUGCAAUGUCUUGUUGGAGAGGGGUCAGGAAUUCUCUGAUACAUCUUUAUUGAUUGUUGGGAUCUAAAAGGUUUCUUAGAUUUACACAAGGGGAUUUGGUUAUCUCUGUAGAAUUCCCCACCACCACCACCAAAAAACAACAACCCAGUUUUAACCUGUGUUUGAAACACUUGUUUCAAAAGAAGGUUGGUAGGCCACUGUUUGAGUAAAAAACAAACCUAAUGACCUCUUAUACUCAUGGAGCUACUCACGUACUUUUGGGAUCACGCCCACCAUGUUUAAGAGAUAUUAUAUGGAUGAAUUGUAGCUGCUGCAAAAGCCUGUUAUUGGCUAAUCUGGAAAGAUUCAAGGCUACCCUUUCAGCCUGAAUUGGUUUGCUCAAAAUUAUUUAAUUUCUGACGUGUUUUUGAACUUUCCCCCCCAGGAAAAUCACCAGGAGAUGCUGCUGACUCUGCCCUAGAUUGCAUGAAAACUAGAGUCGGGGGAUUGGGUGGUGUCAUUGUGAUCAGCAAUUCAGGAGACUGGGCUGCACGAUGCUCCACCCAGGAGAUGUCCUGGGCUACAGUCAAGGAUGACCAACUGCACUAUGGCAUUCAUGCUGGGGAGUGGCACACACAACCUGCCGAAGAAGCUAUUGGCUCCCGGAGAUGCUAAGCAGAAGUGAAGGAAGUGGAAGUAACGCAGCACAAUCAAGAUUAUAGACCUUUGUCGGAAACUGAAUCUGUUGUCCCCUUUCUGAAAGGACCUUCUCACCAAAUUCCAGUUCAGAUAUUCACAGUGCUGGUCUUUUUGCAGCCAAGCUGAAAUCUAGAAGGAGACAUAGUGGGCUUAAGGAUGGCUUUUGUGAGCAUAUAUAAGCUAUCCAAAGGUUUGCUUUCUUAAUCACACAACCUAAUUGCAGAAAGUCACUAUGCACAUCCUCAGUGGGGUGUAUUUGAUGAGAUAUGCAGUCUUCACAAUGGCCAUUAUAUUGAAGGCAGCUUCUCCUAUAAUGUGAUUAUGCUUGGAAACCAGUGUCCAUGAUAGACCAAACGUAGUCUGGUGUCCCAGAUCACACUUUUGCUUUUAUCUUAUGUGCCCAUGUCACAGUCCUCUGUAUCCCUCCAUCACGCCUCCCUUGAACUGCUCACCUGGGCCCACUCACACCUCGCCUGCCUCUGUCUCUGUCCUCUGGAUCUCCCCUGAGCCAGUGUGGUGUAGUCCAUCAUGCCUCCCUUGAACUGCUCACCUGGGCCCACUCACACCUCGCCUGCCUCUGUCUCUGUCCUCUGGAUCUCCCCUGAGCCAGUGUGGUGUAGUGGUUAAGAGCAGUAGACUAAUAAUCUGGUGAACCGGGUUCGCGUCCCUGCUCCUCCACAUUCAGCUGCUGGGUGACGUUAGGCUUGUCACAUUUCUCUGAAGUCUCUCAGCCUCACUCACCUCACAGAGUGUUUGUUGUGGGGGAGGAAGGGAAAGGAGAUUGUUAGCCGCUUUGAGACUCCUUAGGGUAGUGAUAAAGUGAGAUGUCAAAUCCAAAGUCGUCGUCUUCUCUCCUACUCCUACCCACCUUUCCUGGGCCACUUGCCUAGGUCAUUAUCCUGCCCAUCUUCCAAUUCCCUCGCCUAGACCUGCAUCUCCAUCCUCUGGAUCCCUUCUACUCGCUUUGCCUUGGCCGUCCACCCUGCUGCUUGUAGUGCCACCUGUCUGUGGUGAAGUAAACUGCAGCAUAAUAACAACCAUAUGGUUUUAUAUACUGGAGGGAAAAUCUUAGAAUCUUAGAGUUGGAAGGGACCUUGAGGAUCAUCUAGUUCCACACUCUGUUCAUUUCAGGAGCAUUUGUUAUGUAAACUUUGAGAAGAACUGGGAUGAUCAUAACCAUAGGUUACUCCCAAAUGCUGUAACUGAAAUAUUAAGAAAUUUGCUUACAUUUUUUUCCUACUUAUAAUCAGUACAGAAAAGAAAGCAGGGACAUCAUAAUUCUCAUGUUUAGGGAAACAUGCGAAAGAAUUCAAAGUUUUGUUUUGAGAUAGCAGACUUUCAUUUGAUUGUAUGACAAGUCAAAGGCCAAGUCAAAUAAUAUGAUAGGUGUCUUUCUUGAAGUGGUAUAUUAAUUGCAAGAAUAAGCUGCUGUGCAUAAAGUUGCACUAGUGUUUAUAUGGUAAUAUGUUUUUUGAGGUAUUUAUAGAACCGAAAUAGAAAUUUACAGAGUGAAAUGUAUUUUCUCAUUAUAAUACUUACAAGGAAGAUGCUUCAUUUUUAGACAAGGUAUUUGUAAUUUAUCCCUUGCUUUUCCUUUUAUUCUUUUCAUACUAAUGUAAUUCAGUAAUUUAAGUCUUAUUUAGAUAUUGCCUUGAUCCCAUACCACGUUUUCCAUCUGGGAAAUAAUCAGUGCUAUGUUGAUGCACAACAUGUUCUUAUGAAAAUAAAUGCCAAUAAAAUCUAGUACAGUGUAUUUUAAAA
Messenger RNA from Podarcis lilfordi (Lilford's wall lizard), 24539 nucleotides. The record is from the annotation of a GenBank genome assembly. Lineage: Eukaryota; Metazoa; Chordata; Lepidosauria; Squamata; Lacertidae.